Messenger RNA from Morus notabilis, 801 nucleotides. RefSeq names its product histone deacetylase complex subunit SAP18. NCBI's taxonomy places the organism in Eukaryota, Viridiplantae, Streptophyta, Magnoliopsida, Rosales, Moraceae. Gene Ontology annotation, molecular function: transcription corepressor activity; transcription factor binding. Gene Ontology annotation, biological process: negative regulation of DNA-templated transcription. The record is from RefSeq and is a predicted model, not a curated record. Bases 94 to 522 code for a protein of 142 amino acids. The transcript is spliced from 6 exons. Gene Ontology annotation, cellular component: nucleus.
AGUAGAGAAGAAACAAGUAAACGAACGGUUCACGAAAGGAGAAGAGAGAAUACUAAAAAAAAAAAAAUCGGAUUUCGGACAAAGCUUUUGACAAUGGCGGGACUCUCAGAAGGACCCAAAAGACCACCGCCUCCUCCACCUAGAGGCCCUCGCUUCGAGCCCGUUGACCGCGAAAAGACUUGUCCCUUAUUGCUUCGCGUUUUUACUAAGAUUGGGGGUCAUCAUGCCAAUGAAGAUUUUGCAGUGAGAGGAAAGGAGCCCAAGGAUGAGGUUCAAAUUUAUACGUGGAAGGAUGCUACUCUUCGUGAGAUAACUGAUCUGGUCAAAGAGGUAGCGUCAGCAGCAAGGAGACGAAAUGCAAAACUUUCCUUUGCUUUUGUGUAUCCUGAUAAACAUGGCCGUUUCUUGGUGAGAGAGGUGGGGAAGACAUUUUCAUAUGGAAAUGGAAGAUUAGAUGACAACAAAGCAUUAGCUGAACUUGGUUUUCAGAUUGGAGAUUACUUGGAUGUGGCUAUAUUGUAAUGAAUUCUCCUUCUAUGUUGAAUUUAAUGUUUGGGUGUCCCCCAAAUAGAUCAAAUUUUGGUAUGAAUUCUUGGCCCAUUAAUUUGUCAGCGUCAUGUGGAGACCAUUUGUUGUACUUUCCGAUGUCAUUUGAAAUUCUAGUUUGGCAGAGGAUGUUUGUUUACAAAAGCUAGUUAAAGUGUUGGAUUAGCUUAGAUUCCAUUUUGUUUCAUUUGAUAUUGUAUUAGGUGUAUGCAUGAAGUCAAUUCUGAUUCUAUGUUGUUUACUUUGAUUCUUGAA